Molecule: messenger RNA, 1242 nt
Organism: Cuscuta campestris
Lineage: Eukaryota; Viridiplantae; Streptophyta; Magnoliopsida; Solanales; Convolvulaceae
Source: the annotation of a GenBank genome assembly
AACUACUUAGUUCACAACAGAACUCCAAAAACCCUAAUUAUUUUUUUUUUCUUCCGCCGCUAGCGCCACUGCGCCAGACCUCAGCCCACGACGCCGCCACCAGAUUCUAGUCAUUCACAUCGGAAACAAAGGAACGAAUCGAGGCAUACAUAUGCUGAUGGCGGCGAAUAAAAGGCCGACGGGCUUUUCACUCACAGACACAAGUCCCUGUCCUUCAAUUCUCCGGUUCGCCAAAAGUCUCCGUUGGGUCCAAAUUCAGUUCAACGAAAAUGGGCGAUUAUUUUGUGCGACUUGACUGAGGCGAUGACAUGAAGCAACUUUUGGGUUGUGAUGAUUCUGCCUUCUAGCGCGGCUGGGAAAUAAGUAAUGAACAGAGAGGCAGCGAAAAUUAAUCCUUUAACAGUCCAGCACCAUGGCACUACACCUGUGGGGAUUAGUGAUGCCGACAACGUGCGAUGAUAACAGGAGCAAGAGGAGUAGCCCUUGCUCUCCGUAGUAUUCGAAUUUUCAUGGGUUAAAGUGGGUCGGGUGAGCGGAUAUCUGUUGGGUCGAUCAUCAUUUCCACUCUCCUCUCUCCCACGGGCCAUUGCUAUCCUACUCUGCUACCUUCGACCUUCUUCAACACGGUCCGCAACUAGGUUUCGGAAAGAAUGAAUUCACAAAAGGUAAAACCACUUGUAGCAUUAGAUGGUACAGCCAAAGAAGGUGGCAUUGGACCAGCCAUCGGUUUGGUUGACAUAGGUGAGAGCGAGUGUGCUUACCUUUUCCAAGUUUCUCUUCCCGGCGUUAGGGAUAAAGGUAAUUUAAAAUGUGAUAUACAGAGAGAUGGUAAGGUGCACAUAGAGGGCGUGGUCACAGAGUCUCGGCUAUUGAGGGACUCGCCUACAGUGUAUCAAGUGAAUGUUCAAGAGCUUUGCCCGCCAGGACCAUUCACUUUAUCAUUCAGUUUGCCCGGACCCGUGGACCCCAGGCUGUGCUCCCCAACAUUCAGGCAAGAUGGUAUCCUGGAGGUCGUCGUAGUGAAGUUUGGGUUGCCUCGCCUGAAAGGCGAAGGAGGCUUGUCCGUGAAUUGGUCAAAUGGUUGGUUUCAUCCAUCUUCUUAACUCAUGAUAGGUGGUGGUCGGUCACCUUUCUUCUUCUUCUUCUUCUUCUUUCUUUCUUUCCUUCUUGGCAUGUAACCGAACCUUUUGGGGUUAGCAUUUUGUUGUUUUGUUGUGAGGACAGUAAAAGUUUAGAGUUUUG